Molecule: messenger RNA, 1344 nt
Organism: Rosa rugosa (rugosa rose)
Lineage: Eukaryota; Viridiplantae; Streptophyta; Magnoliopsida; Rosales; Rosaceae
Exons: 3
Coding region: 1-1344 (447 amino acids)
Molecular function (GO): nucleic acid binding; RNA-DNA hybrid ribonuclease activity
Source: RefSeq, a predicted model, not a curated record
AUGGAAGGAAUGGAGGAUUUGUUGGUUAGUGAUUUAAUUGACCAAGAAUCAAUGUCUUGGGCUACAGACUUUAUGCAUGAACUUUUCACGGAGGGGGAAGUGGAGAAAAUGGCAGCUAUUCCCAUUAGUUUUCGUGGGGCUGAUGACCGCUUGAUUUGGCAUUAUGACAAGAAGGGUUUGUAUCAGGUUCGUAGUGGUUAUCAUGUGUAUAAUUUGGCUAUGUCUAAGCAGCACAUGGCGUCAACGUCGUCAGGGGAUAUUGGUGGCAUAAAUAGCAAGUAUUGGACUAAGGUUUGGGGGGCCCGUACUCCUCCAAAAGUGAAAUGCUUUAUGUGGAGGCUCUUGAAGAAUAUUAUUCCUACAAAGGAGGCACUCAUGCAACGUAGAGUAGCUAUGGUGGACCCUAAGUGCAUGUUCUGCAUGGCUGCAGUGGAAACCGGUACGCAUCUAUUUAAGUCUUGUUUAGCUUUACAUUGUUUCUGGUUAUUUGGCCCUCUGAAAUUAAAUGCUACUGCACACCCGGCCAACUGUGUCCGAGAUUGGGUCUUAGAUAUGAUUGAUUCCCUGAGUGGGGAUCAGCGGGAUUUUUUCUUCAUGGGUUUAUGGGCCAUCUGGAAAGAGAGGAAUAAGCUUGUGUGGAAUGAUGAUCACUUCCAGCCUAUGCAUAUGAUCCAGUGGGCUACUCAAAUGCUUGAGGAUUUUCAAAAGUACCACCCGAAGGCAGUUCGGAAGCAGCGACGACCUCUAACUAAGUGGCAAAAUCCUCCAAGUGGUCGUCUGAAAAUCAAUGUUGAUGGGGCAUUUAGAGCUGAGGAAGGGAGUGGAUGUAUUGGGGUAGUUGUCAGGAAUGAUGCUGGUAUGGGUAUUGCUGCUUCGGCCAGGACUUUUCUACAUGCACACUCGGUUCUUAAUAUGGAAGCGGAGGCGUGUAGGGCUGGCUUACUUCUUGGUAUUCACCAAGGUUGGACUGACAUAGAUGUUGAAAGCGACUCUGCCAUCCUGAUUUCUGCUCUCAAUAGUCAAGAGAAGAAUUUCUCUGAGAAUGUUCUCUAUGAGGAUUAUUGCAACUGUUCUACUGUAGCUCGGGGUUCAGGUGGGUGGCUGGGAAGAUCGAUUUCAAUCUGGCCUUCUCAGGCCGUGAGUGAGGGAUGGUGUUCGGCGGCGGGAACGGCUAUCUGCAGCGAGGUUGGGCCGGGUGUGGGUGUUGACCGGAAAAAGGGUAUGGACGAGCUGGUCAAGGCCGGUCUGGCUAGCUGUGGGGAGCGCGUUGGAGCCCGGUGGACUGGAGGCAGCGACUGCAAGGCUGGGCAGCGAGCUGUGCGAGCUGAUGCGAGGAGGGGCUAG